UUGUCAGUGGCAGUCAGGAUUGCACCAUCAAGCUUUGGUCAGUGCCAGACAAUCUUUGUGGCAAGUCUGUGACAAAUCUUCAUGCUAACAUGACAGAGAAGGCACACGAGAAGGAUAUUAAUUCCAUCACAGUGUCACCCAAUGACAAAUUAUUGGCCACAGGAUCCCAGGAUAGGACAGCUAAAGUAUGGAAUGCUAGUAGCCUGUCUCUCCUAGGCGUGUGUAGAGGUCACAGGAGAGGGAUAUGGUGUGUCCAGUUCUCUCCUGUUGACCAGUGUUUGGCCACCUCUUCCAGUGAUGGGACCAUAAAGAUCUGGUCCCUCUCUGAUUUCACUUGUGUUAAGACAUUUGAAGGGCAUGACACAUCUGUUCUGAAAGUAAUUUUCUUGACCAGAGGGAUGCAGUUGAUGUCAAGUGGAUCUGAUGGUCUUCUAAAGUUGUGGAAUAUCAAGAAUAAUGAAUGUAUCAAGACACUGGAUGAGCACAAUGAGAAGGCUUGGGCUCUCACAGCCAAUAAAAAGGGAGACAUCAUUGUCAGUGGGGCAGCUGACUCCAGUAUCAUUGUUUGGAAGGACACAACAGAAACUGAAAUAGAAGAAGCAAAGGCCAAAGAGGAGGAUACCAUUAUCAAGGAACAAGAACUUGCCAACCUCUUACAGCAGAAGAAGUACUUGAAGGCAAUAGGAUUGGCCAUCACUCUAGAACAGCCAUUCAGAGUUCUGAAUAUCAUGAAAGAGAUCCUGAGUCAGCCCACAGGGCAACAAGACUUGACAGAUACUGUGCUUAAACUGAGAAUGGACCAGACAGAUGCAGUCCUAAGGUUUUCUGUUCAGUGGAACACUAAUAGUAAGCAUUGUCACGUAGCCCAGUUUGUGCUGUCAGUGGUGCUGAAGGGUUACCCCCCUGAGGAGCUGAUGAAGCUGCCGAACUUUAAAGCCACAGUGGAGGGUCUCCUACCAUAUACAGAGCGUCAUUUCCAGAGGAUGAAGAGAUUGCAACAGCAGGCCACCUUUACAGACUACACGUGGCAGUGUAUGAAGCUGGGGCAAAGUGAUAGGGUAAAAGAUAAUGAGGCAUCACAAAGUGCUACUAACAUGGAGACUGAGAACUUUGUGGGUAAAACCCAGGAUCCUAAAGAUGGUGCUUCUCAGGAAAUGGUGGAUGAAACAGAUGAUUUGGGAGAAAGAAUCAGGAAAGCUGUACAGCAAAGGUUAAAAGAACUAGAUCAAAUAUCUGAAAAACAAUCUGGAGGAAAGACUAGCGAGUCUGAACAUAUUGAGGUAGAUAAAGGUAAUGGGGAAAACGAUGGAGAAAAUGUUAUAACAAAUGAGAAAACAAACUUAAAGGCAAAAAAGAAAAACAAAAACAAAAAAUCAGAUUUAACAGACUUGCAAAGGGACCAAGAGGAAGAAACCUCACCUGCUGAGAAAGUGACUACAAGAUUAGAACAUGCAAAAAAGAAGAAAACAAAGAAGGGAUUCAAAACUCCUGAUUCUAUGAAUAAAAGAAAAGUUCAUUCUAAGGAAAAUGGGAUCACAGAGACAAACAGGUCCUCAAAGAGAAGGAAGUCUUCUGCAAAGUGAGGUAGUCAUAAAGCAAGAGGGGCAUAUAAUGUUUAUUUGACAUUGAAGAAGUUUUUAAUGUCAUGAUCAUGAAGCGUUUAAUCAAUAAAUAUAUAUGUAUUGAAAAUGACUUGAAUAUUUUUUUCAAAAUUCAAGAUCUUAAAAUGCCCAUUUGAUUAGGCGGUCAAAGGCACCCUACUCGUAUUUGCCUAAAAAAUAAAUGCUUCAAAAUUAUUGAAUAAAAUAAUUCAUUUCUUGAAAAGAGAUCUUGUUUUUAAUGGAAAAUGCCAGGAAGGUGGUUACAAAAACAUAUUAUGAUGUGAAUAAUUGAAGGUAAAUCCUUUGCCUUGCUUAUUAAACAUGUUUCUCAUGUAUUUGUUUGUUUGAAAGAACUAUAAUGUUGUCAGUAACAAACAGGGGUUGAUUGGUCCGUUUUUGAACAGAUCACAGGUACUAUUAGUUUUUGGUUGAUUGUUUUAGAAUGUGGUCCCUUUUGUUAUAGUAAAUGUGAAAGUGAA
Molecule: messenger RNA, 2080 nt
Organism: Lingula anatina
Lineage: Eukaryota; Metazoa; Brachiopoda; Lingulata; Lingulida; Lingulidae
Product: transducin beta-like protein 3
Biological process (GO): endonucleolytic cleavage to generate mature 5'-end of SSU-rRNA from (SSU-rRNA, 5.8S rRNA, LSU-rRNA); endonucleolytic cleavage in 5'-ETS of tricistronic rRNA transcript (SSU-rRNA, 5.8S rRNA, LSU-rRNA)
Cellular component (GO): nucleolus; small-subunit processome; 90S preribosome
Molecular function (GO): U3 snoRNA binding; protein binding
Source: RefSeq, a predicted model, not a curated record